UGGGCUGCGGUCGGGUCGCUUGGGUUCCUCCUUUUCCUCCCCUCCCCCCCUCUUAUCUCCAAGGUCUCCCCUGCUCUGCUGGAGAUUAGGGAGCGCAGACACCGCGGCUCCGGCUUUCGUGCGUCCCGCAAGCAGCUGCAGGACAUCCCAGAGACUAUGACUUCCUCCGAUGUGGCGCGGCACCCGAUCUAUCAGUCUCUUGGGGGAAUGAAAACAUGUUCCACCUCACAAUCAAGCAAAGAAGAAGAUGAUACUCCUCGUUGUUUAAAUAUUACUGGCCAUGUUGGUUUUGAAAGUUUACCUGAUCAGUUAGUCAACAGAUCCAUUCAACAAGGGUUUUGCUUCAACAUUCUUUGUGUGGGGGAAACUGGAAUUGGAAAAUCAACUUUGAUUGACACAUUGUUUAAUACGAAUUUUGAUGAUCUUGAAUCUUCACACUUUCACCCAAAUGUAAGACUUAAAGCACAGACAUAUGAACUCCAAGAAAGCAGUGUUCGGUUAAAACUGACUAUUGUCAAUACAGUAGGAUUUGGUGACCAGAUAAAUAAAGAAGAGAGCUAUCAACCAAUAGUUGAUUACAUAGAUGCUCAAUUUGAGGCUUAUCUCCAAGAAGAACUGAAGAUAAAAAGGUCUCUCUUUAACUACCAUGAUUCUCGCAUCCAUGCCUGCCUUUAUUUUAUUUCACCUACGGGACAUUCCCUUAAGACACUUGAUUUGUUAACCAUGAAGAGCCUUGAUAGUAAGGUAAAUAUCAUACCUGUGAUUGCCAAAGCAGAUACAAUAUCUAAAACUGAAUUACAGAAGUUUAAGAUCAAACUGAUGAGUGAAUUGGUCAGCAACGGAGUCCAAAUAUACCAAUUCCCAACAGAUGAUGAAACUAUUUCUCAAAUUAACUCCUCGAUGAAUGGACAUUUGCCAUUUGCUGUUGUGGGCAGUAUGGAAGAGGUCAAACUUGGAAAUAAGAUGGUGAAAGCUCGUCAGUACCCAUGGGGCAUUGUUCAAGUGGAAAAUGAAAAUCAUUGUGACUUUGUAAAGCUCCGUGAAAUGCUUAUUUGCACAAAUAUGGAGGACCUAAGAGAACAAACCCAUACUCGACAUUAUGAACUUUAUAGGCGAUGCAAACUGGAGGAAAUGGGUUUUAAAGAUGUAAGUCCAGAAAACAAACCUGUCAGUCUUCAGGAGGCCUAUGAAAUCAAAAGACAUGAAUUUUAUGGUGAACGUCAAAGAAAAGAAGAGGAGAUGAAACAGAUGUUUGUGCAGCGAGUGAAGGAGAAAGAAGCGAUCUUGAAAGAAGCUGAGAGAGAGCUGCAAGCCAAAUUUGAACAUCUUAAAAGACUUCAUCAGGAAGAAAGAAUGAAACUUGAAGAAAAGAGAAGGUAUUUGGAUGAAGAAAUAAGUGCUUUUGCUAAAAGGAAAGCUGCAUCUGAGUUACUCCAAAACCAGGCUUUAAAUGCUUCUGGUACCAGUGUGAAGAAAGAAAAGGAUCGUAAGAACUCCAGUUUUAUGUAAUACAGAAGUUCCAGAUCUAUGUAGCAAAGGUGAUUACACAAGGGAAAAAUCAAAGCCUAUUUCUAAACAUAAUGUUUCCUUAUGUAGUGUUUCUUCUUGUUUGUGCUGUAAUUUUUUACUGUAAUUUACUACAUGUAAAUUUUUACAUGUUAGAUGAUCAUAGAAACUAGCAGUUAUAUAAAGAUAUUUGCAAUAGACCAAUACAUAUGCCAUAAGUACUGAUAAGAUUAGUCAGUACUGAUAAGAUUAGUCUUUAUUGCUGCUACUUUGAAAUGCACUUAAGUUGUCUCUUUGCAUUGCCAAGUUAUUGACCUUUUGUAAAUGCAUUUUACCAAAGACUCAAUGCCAUUAAAAUACAGCACUCUGUCACAAUACAAAAGCUGUAUUGCAUUUUUAUUCACAUGAAUAUGUACAAGAAUCAUUUAAAAAAAAACUAAUCAUUUUAAUUGUUUGACAUUUUUAGAGCUUUAAAGGAAUAACUGAGACUAUUUAACUACUUACUGGUUAUAGAUGAUUGGUAAGGACUUUUUACAGCUGCAUUAUUCAAUUAUGGAAUAUAAUUGUAAGCUCUUCUGUCUUGAUUUGCCAUCCUAAUGAAUGAGUACAUGAGUAAAAACACAUAAAUUUGGCAACCUCUUUUCUGGUGGUUGCUCUCCUGUGCAUUUUUGAAUUUUCUUAUUUUAUACCACCUAAUUAUUUGAAUACUUUAAAACCCUGGCAUGUUAGGGAGAAAAAAAAUGUGGUAAGUCCAUAGAGGUAGAAGGUAAUGCUUAAUUAACUAAUACUCACAAACAUUUUACUAUUAAAGACGUAUACAAAUUUUAGGUAUCUGUAUUCUUUCAACCUAUAUUGAAUGUUUGAAUUCAAAGUGCCUUAGUAUCAUGCCUAAGAAAAACAUGAUUUCUAACUAUUAGUUAACAGUAAUAACUUUUGUUUGAUAUAUUUUUUUUUGUAUUUGAAUAUCUUUUAAAUAAAACUGAUGUUUAACUCUUGGAAAAUAAAUUGAUAUUUUCAAAAUGUGUCUAAAUAACUUUAAACAUAAGUCUUUCUGAUUUAUUCAACCUGGACUCAGUUGUACUUCACUUUAAGGAUCUGUGUCUGUUUCAAAGAAUACUUUUAACUUAUACAUGUUUGUCUUAUCAUUAGCACUUAGCAUUUUACCCACAACUUGGUGUGAGGUAGAAUGGAGAACUCUCAUAUGCCAUUGCCAGACUGAUACAGGCAAAGCCUCUCAGUUCAUUUGCCCUGUUUUCAUAUCACUUUAUAUGUAUUCUAAGGCUUGGUGUACUUCUCAUGUGCUUAAAGGUAAUAGAAACAAAGCAAUGACUUUUUCACAGUUGAAUAAAGUUUCCAGUUCUUUUAAGCUAAAGGACAUAGCCUACCUUCUUAUCUGUAUGACAUAGUUUAAAUAUACUCAUUCUCUUGAUUACACUAAUGAGCCUAAAUUUUCAUUGUUUAAAAAAGCACAAGGGCUAUUUAAAAAUUUAAAUUUAUGAAACAAAUGCAUUGGUAAGUGUUUUUGAAUUAGUGAAGCAGCUUCACUAAAUUAAAGUAUUUAUCAUAUGUCUCAUCACCAGAUCACCAUGAAACUUUUUCAGACUUUCAGUUACACAAUCUUAAUAGGAAGCAAAUAAGAUUUAAAAACAAUUUGCAUAAAUCAUGCAGCAAAAAUGCCUAUAGCUAUGUGAGAAAAUAACUCAGAGAUUGAUCAGAACAAAUAGUAGUUGUGCACUAACAACUUUUUU
This is a messenger RNA of Sarcophilus harrisii (Tasmanian devil), 3254 nucleotides long. RefSeq names its product septin 10 (gene SEPTIN10). The record is from RefSeq and is a predicted model, not a curated record. NCBI's taxonomy places the organism in Eukaryota, Metazoa, Chordata, Mammalia, Dasyuromorphia, Dasyuridae. Gene Ontology annotation, biological process: cytoskeleton-dependent cytokinesis. The transcript has 11 exons. Gene Ontology annotation, cellular component: cell division site; septin ring; septin complex. Gene Ontology annotation, molecular function: molecular adaptor activity; GTP binding; GTPase activity. The coding region runs from base 157 to 1509 and encodes 450 amino acids.